UUGGUCAGGAAUAUGCUGUUAAUGAGAGGCUCUGAAGCAGCUCAGAUAGGUGGCACAGUGGUGUCAGUUUAAACAGAAGCUGUCAGUCCUCUGAAGGAAACACUUACCCUUUAAGAAGUGACCACCACUAUUCGAUCCCCCUUUUUCUUCCACUUCCUGGUAUCUACUUGCUAGAACAUGAGAGCCUUCUUACUCUCCUUCUUGCCCUGUCUGUACCUGGUGCCUCCAUGUAGUUCCGUGAAGGGCCUAGAGUUCCCCAGCUUUGAUGGCAAGGACAGGCUGAUCAACAUCGAUGAAAGAAACUACAAGAAAGUCCUGAAGAGGUACGACAUGCUGUGUCUGCUAUGCCACCAGCCUCCUUCCACCAGCAAGAACCUACAUAAGCAGCAUCUGAGCAAGCAGGUCCUGGAGCUCACUGCCCAGGUCCUGGAGGACAAGGACAUUGGGUUCGGAAUGGUCAAUUCCCACCAGGAUGCUAAAGUGGCUAAGAAGCUGGGGUUAGAGGAAGAAGGGAGCCUGUACAUCAUCACAGAGGGGCAAGUCAUUGAAUACAAAGGGCGUCUCUCUGCAGACAUCUUCAUGGAGUUCCUCUUGGAUUUGCUGAAAGAACCAGUGGAGCUCAUCAGUAGCCCACUGGGGCUGCGUGCUUUCAGCCGUAUGCAAGAGGACAUCCGCCUGAUCGGCUAUUUCAAGCACGAGGACUCGGAGCACUUCAAGGCUUUUCAGGAAGCUGCCAGGAAGUUCCAACCUUUUGUUAAGUUUUUUGCUACCUUUCAUAAGGCAGUGGCCCGGCAGUUGACUCUGAAGAUAAAUGAAGUGGAUCUCUAUGAACCUUUCAUGGAGGAACCAGUAACCAUUCCUGGAAAAAUUCACUCUGAGCAGGAAAUUGUGGAUUUUGUGACAGAACACAGAAGACCUACCAUGAGAAAGCUGCAGGCAGAGGACCUGUUUGAGACCUGGGAAGAUGAUGUGAAUGGUAUCCACAUUGUGGCCUUUGCAGAGAAGGAAGACCCUGAUGGCUACGAGUUCCUGGAAAUCCUGAAGGAAGUGGCAAGGAGUAACACAGACAACCCCCAACUGAGUAUGCUGUGGAUCGAUCCAGACGACUUCCCCUUGCUAAUCACAUACUGGGAGACGACCUUUCAUGUAGACCUGUUAAAGCCUCAGAUUGGGGUGGUAAAUGUUACGGAUGCGGACAGCAUAUGGCUGAACAUGGCCGAUAACGAAGACCUGCCCUCUGCUGAGGAUGUGGAGCACUGGAUUAAGGAUGUCAUAUCGGGCAAGUUCGGCGCUGAGGAUGAUGAUGAAGAUGGAGGUGAGCUCAGCGAAGAUGAGGAAGAAGAAGAUGAAAACGAUGAAGGUGGGGAUGAUAUGGAAGAGGGUGUUGAAGAUGAGGAUUAUGAAGAUGAGGAUGAAGAUGAGGAAGAUGACAAGGAUGAUGAUGAUGAUGAUCAUGAUGAUCAUGAUGAUGAUGAAAACUGUGAUUAAAGAAUGUUGGUCCUGGGAGAAAUCAGGGAAAAAUAUGACAGAUAGACCAACACCUGGUUACUACAGAAACUCAACUAUUCAAAUGAAAAGAUAAUCCAGUUUAUUUCAGUAGCUUUGCUAACCUCUUUAGCAGUAAAUGGUACACUAUUGAUGGUACACUAACAGUAAAUGGUACACUAUUGAUGGUACACUAACAGUAAAUGGUACACUAUUGAUGAUACACUAACAGUAAAUGGUACACUAUUGAUGGUACACUAACAGUAAAUGGUACACUAUUGAUGGUACACUAACAGUAAAUGGUACACUAUUGAUGAUACACUAACAGUAAAUGGUACACUAUUGAUGGUACACUAACAGUAAAUGGUACACUAGGACAAUGUUUGCCAGUGCCGAGAGUUUGCUAUCAAGCUCUUAUGAUGAUGCUGGAAAUGUAAAAAAAAGGCUUAUUGUUAUUCAUUAUUAUGGUAAAAUUGGCCUGAUUUAAUAAUGAGUUGUGGCACUGCAUUUGUGUCCCCUGUGAACAUACAGGGCAUUAGAUGGGGGGUCACAGGUAAGACCUAGAGCAGUGGUGCCAAACUCCAGUCCUGGGGGGCUGAAGCCCUGUGUAGUUUAGUAUCUUUCCCUGUUCCACCACAAAUGAUUCAGCUCAAGAGCUGUGUGGUAAUUACCACAAGGAGCGAAGAGGUGAAUCUGGUGAGGAAAUGAGAGGAAACCCAAAAAUGCGUAGGGCUCCAGCCCCCAGGACUGGGGUUUGACACCCCCACCCUAGAGGGAAGACUCCAGGAUGUUUAAUAAAAGCACUCUGAAAUACGGAGAA
Messenger RNA from Brienomyrus brachyistius, 2305 nucleotides. RefSeq names its product calsequestrin-2-like. Gene Ontology annotation, molecular function: calcium ion binding. The record is from RefSeq and is a predicted model, not a curated record. Gene Ontology annotation, biological process: regulation of cardiac muscle contraction by regulation of the release of sequestered calcium ion. Bases 178 to 1488 code for a protein of 436 amino acids. The transcript has 11 exons. NCBI's taxonomy places the organism in Eukaryota, Metazoa, Chordata, Actinopteri, Osteoglossiformes, Mormyridae. Gene Ontology annotation, cellular component: sarcoplasmic reticulum lumen.